Molecule: messenger RNA, 1573 nt
Organism: Rhodamnia argentea
Lineage: Eukaryota; Viridiplantae; Streptophyta; Magnoliopsida; Myrtales; Myrtaceae
Product: kinesin-like protein KIF21A
Exons: 10
Coding region: 228-1427 (399 amino acids)
Biological process (GO): rRNA processing; ribosomal small subunit assembly
Cellular component (GO): UTP-C complex; CURI complex
Source: RefSeq, a predicted model, not a curated record
GAGACUAGGGAAAGAAAAGGUGGUUCACUCGCCCCGUCUCUCUCGUCUCGUCUCUCCCUCCCCCACCGCCACCGCCACCGCCACCAUCGGCUUCGCGCCUUCGAAGCCUCAACGUUAGACCACCGUACGCGCGCCUCUCCUCCCCGCAACAACCCACGCCAUCGCUUGCUCUCCGUUGCACGUCCUCGGCGGCUAAGCUCGUUGGCAACCACCCGCGCCUCUGGACGAUGUCAGAUCAAGUGGAAAUUGGAAGCAUAAUGGAAGAGCAUGGAGAGAAGAAAGGUAAGUCAAAGAGACAUGUCAGGAAAAAACAGAAGGAUAACAAGUUAAGGGAUGAAGGAGACCAAUUACAGGAAACAAACAGUGCACCCGACAGGAGCGAGGUCGAUCAUACUUCUGUGGUGGAUGACCAUUCUCAAGGAAUCAGUAGCACGUCUAAGAAGGCUAACGAGAGGAAGAGGAAGAAAAGGAAUCAAAACUUGUCAGAAGAAGGUGAUCUGCUUCUGGGAAAGAAUGAUGAAACUGAUAAGGAGGAGGUUUAUCGUGUCUCGUCAGGGAACAAGGAUACUUCAGAAGGAAUGAAGAGUAAAUUGAAGAAGGUCAAGAGGAAGAAGAAGAAGAAUCAUGACUUGUCAGAAGGUGACCACCCAUCAACAAAGUAUGAUGAACCUGAUCCAGAGGUUCAUCAUAUGUUGUUAAGGAUUGAGGAUGCUUCUGAAGGAAUGAAAAGUAAGACUCAGAAGGCUAGGAGAAAGAAAAGGAAGGAUCGCGACUUUCUGGAAGAACUUGGCCGACUACUGAAAAAGAAUGACUAUCCUGAUCCUGGGGAGGUUCAUCCUGCCUCCUCCUCAGGGAAUGGAGAUACUUCUGAAGUAACAAAACGUAAGUCUAAGAAAGCUAGGAGAAAGAAAAGGAAGCUCCUACAGUCUCCAAGAGAUAUUGACCAAGUAGUGGAUAAGAACUCUGAACCUGAUCCGGAUGAUGUUCAUCAAAUUUCUUCUGGGGAUGAGGACGAAUCCAAAGGAAUGAAGAAGUGGGUGAUGGAAUACUAUCAGAAAAGACCGGGAAUAGAGGUAUUGCAACAAAGAAUUGAUGAUUUUAUAACCACUCACGAGGCGACACUGGAACAGGAAAGAAAAGAAAGAGAAGCCCGUGUUGCAGAGGGAGGAUGGACUGUGGUAACCCAUCACAAAGGAAGGAAGAAGACCACAGAUAGUGAAAGUGGAAUUGUUGUUGGCUCUGUUUCCCAGGCUGCUUUGGAGGACAAGCUGGCUAAGAAGAAGCGCAAGGAAGUUGGGUCGGAUUUUUACCGAUUUCAGAGACGAGAAGCACAGAGGAGCGAGAUAAUGAUGUUGCAGAGUAAAUUCGAGCAAGAUAGAAAACGAAUACAACAGUUGAGAGCUGCCAGGAAGUUCCGACCUUACUGAAACAGCUAGAGGACUCUGUGUCCUAGCAAAGGCAUUCAAGUGAUGAAUAUGCUACCUUGACUACUCUCUUUGAAAACACCAGGAACUUCAAUUGGCUAAUUUAAGGCGUCGCCACCUUGUCUUUUGCUCUCUUUUUGAAGAGAAAA